AUGGCAGAGAUUAAACUUGAACACAUCACAAAACGUUUUGGGGAUGUCGUUGCCGUAGACGACGUGAAUCUUGAAAUCCACGACCAAGAGUUUGUUGUUUUCGUAGGUCCCUCAGGAUGUGGAAAAACAACGACGCUUCGAGCCAUCGCCGGAUUGGAAGCCCCUGAUGAGGGGGACAUUUUUAUUGAUGGAAAUCGAGUCAAUACAUUAUCGCCCGCCGAUCGAGACAUCGCGUUUGUCUUCCAAUUCUACGCACUCUACCCCCACCUGACCGUUUAUGAUAACAUCGCAUUUCCGCUCAAAGCAGUGAAAGCACCGAAAUCCGAGAUUCAGGAACGGGUCAAGGAGGUUACAGCCAUCCUGCAAAUUCAGGCGAUGCUAGAUCGGAAGCCAAGCCAUCUGAGCGGCGGCGAGAUGCAGCGCGUCGCGUUGGGACGGGCAAUGGUCCGCAGACCUAAGGCAUUUUUAAUGGAUGAACCGAUGUCGAACCUAGAUGCGAAGCUGCGGGUAGACAUGCGGACGGAGCUGAAACGCCUGCAGCACAGACUGGGAGCAACGACCAUUUUUGUCACCCAUGACCAAGUUGAAGCGAUGUCGAUGGCGGAUCGUAUCGUCAUCAUGCACCAAGGAAGCCUACAACAGAUUGGAACACCCCAAGAGGUAUAUAACCAGCCGCAGACCGUUUUUGUUGCCCAAUUCAUGGGAAGCCCAUCAAUGAACCUGAUCAACGGCAAGGUUCAGGCACAGACCGCUUUGAAUCCCAAUGUUAUCGGGGGAGGAGAACCCGCCCUGCAUCUGAACCACACAGAUGUCUGGAUUGAAUUAUCGGCAGAACAGAUCUCGCGUAUCGGUCAGUCAGAUGAAAUCAUCUUUGGUGUUAGACCGGAGCAUAUUGUCAUCUCAAAGGAGCCAAUGGAACAAGGUUGCAAAGCAUCGGUGCACCUUGUGGAAGCGUUGGGAUCGGUUAAUAUUAUUGAUAUAUUUCUGGGUGAAAAUCCGGAGACCGGGGAUCUGGUUCUCCUCAAAGCCCGUACACACCCCGCAUUCAAGCCUGAUGUGGGACAGUCCGUUUGGUUUGAUUUCGAUGCCAAACAGGUUCGUCUAUUCGAACCGUCAGACCGAACAAGUCAUUGCUUAAAGAUUGCCUGA
Messenger RNA from Geodia barretti, 1149 nucleotides. The record is from the annotation of a GenBank genome assembly. Lineage: Eukaryota; Metazoa; Porifera; Demospongiae; Tetractinellida; Geodiidae.